This is a messenger RNA of Sphaeramia orbicularis (orbiculate cardinalfish), 3145 nucleotides long. RefSeq names its product BCL2 associated agonist of cell death b (gene badb). The transcript has 4 exons. The record is from RefSeq and is a predicted model, not a curated record. Lineage: Eukaryota; Metazoa; Chordata; Actinopteri; Kurtiformes; Apogonidae. Gene Ontology annotation, biological process: apoptotic process. Bases 200 to 703 code for a protein of 167 amino acids.
GUGGCGGUGCUCUGACGCACACCGAUUGGGUGAGCGCGGGGCUAAAGUGUAUUGUACAGUUAAAAGACUAGACAUUGACAAUAACAACAACAGCUGCGGCCGCAUGAGGCUAACCGAACGCAGGCGAACACUUUUUGGACCUGCGGUGUAAACAUUUCGGGUAAGAAAAACGUCCUCGUCGCCGUUUUCUCAUGUCACGAUGGCUGCAAAAUUCACCAUUUCCGACAGUGAAUCAGAGCCAUCCGAAGAUUUAGAGGAGGAACAACGCCGUCAGCCACCGACUGAACAGGAGCAGCAGAUUUCUUACAGCCACUCCCUCACUCUACCUGAGCUCAGAAUGGCAGGGGCCGGGCGACUCAGGCUGAACUCUGAGUCCCAAGUUUCCAAUGUCACCAGAGACGAGGAGCUCCAGAUGAGGGGGGAAGAUGAAGCCAGCACUCCCACGGAAGGAGCCCCAUUCAGGGCACGGUCCAAGUCGGCUCCCCCCGCCUUGUGGGCAGCCAAGAAAUACGGCCAGCAGCUCCGGAGGAUGAGCGAUGAAUUUGACAGCCUGCUAGACAAGGGGGAAAUGAAGAGGGUGAGAAGUGCGGGGACAGCCAGACAGAUGCACCACUCUAAAACUUGGUGGAGCUACCUCUUUAGUCACCAGGAGAUGGAAGGAGAGAACAGCCACCAUGAAAACCACAAAAACCGCACUGAGUAAAGUGGAGAAAAGAAGGACCCGAGGUUUGGGAUCAAUGUGAAGGCGAAGACGCCAUGAGGAAUGACAAGACACGUGAUGCUAGAUGCACUGAGGAUAAAGACAAGAAGAUGGUUUGAUUAAAAAAAACAAAAACAAUCCAAACACAGACAUGUCCUGUUGUCGACAUGCCAUGUUCAUGUCAUUGAUACACUAUAUUUAAAUCUUUUUGUAUUAGUGUUGGUUGUGCUGUUAACUAUAUUGUUGGGCAGCCCACUGUGAAGUUGUAUAAGUCAGACAGGCAUGAUGACAGACUGUUAGAAUAGGCUGAACCCCACACAGAUGGAUUGAAGAAUGAGGGAGUGAUAUGUUGAAAACAGAGUAGAUUGUAUGAAGUCACUCAGUUACAGGAUUUUUCACUGUUUUCUCUCUCAUCAACACUAUGCAAUAUACUGUUAAUGGAGAGAUACAAGGACUGCAAACACCUGACUCUGAGGCCACAUCGAAUGCUGUUGAAUUUCCUUCCUUCCUCAUUUUCUGACAAAAAAACACCAGUGCUUGCUUUACUCCAAAUCUCACUAUAAGUGUGCCAAAGUCGUCUGCAGGCCACAGGAAAGAAGAGGGCAAAGGAAGUGUUUUGUUUAACUUCAAACCUUGGCCUUUAUCCAGCUUCAUGUUGUGCUACCUACAAGCCAGUACCAUUGAAAUAACUGUACUCGACUAUCAAUAAUCAACUGCUUUAUAUCUCAAAUUUAUCAAAAGGAGAACAAUCUUGUACAAGGACAAUCUCUGACAAUGCAGAAAUAGUAUCUUUUGUAAAAAAAAAAAAAAAAACUUCAGGGUUAGAUUAUAUCUGAACAAAGUGAAGUUACACAUACAUAUAAAAAGCACAAAAACGAUCUAUGUUUUUAAAGCCUCGGGAAAGCAAAAAAGAAAAAAAAUACUAAGACUGUGGAAUUUUUAUCUGUAAAUAUUUGUCAAUAAUUUAUCAAAUGACAUGGCUUAUAAGUGACUUGUUUUAGGCAGAAUUUUAUUUUACAAGUUCCUCUUUUACAAAGUUACGACGCCGACUUAGCAAUAGGCAGUGUACAAUCCAUGGCUGUUGUGGUAAAUGUUAUGUGCGUAUUCAAAGACGAGGGUGGGGUGGAUAAACUGCUGUACGAGGAACCACUACAUUAACCUUUGGCCCCAUUUCCUCUGACACCAGCGCAAUCAGUACGAGGUGUUUAAUAAGAAGAAGUGAGUCUGAAAUCCAGCUGGGUCUAUAUUAGCCUAAAAAUGUGCUUUGGUGACUCUAAUCUACAUUGGGUUGUGAAUAAAUCGAGCCUUUGGACUAGGGGUGCUGAUCUAAUUCGGGUGUCAUAUUCAGACAUUUGAGGCUUAUUUAGCGCACAGAAUAUGAGCUUUGCGCAUGUAAUAUUUGCUUAAAUGUAUGAUCCUAAGGUCAGAUUGGCACUUCCACACAGCUUGGGGAAUAUUAUUUAGCCUACCUGUGAUUUGUUCAUUAAUGUGAUUGUUGAAAAUGGUAGUAGGUUUGUUCUUACACGUGUCUUCCUCUCAACAUAGUGUUGAGUUGUGAAGUGCUCGGGUGUGCAGGCUGCUUUUAUAUUGUCUGUAAAACUUUAAUCCCUUUAUAGAUCAUAAAGAGAAACACGUUUGUACUCAGACCUUCUGCUGGUAACAUAUCCAUCACCUACCACUGAGAGCCAUGACUUGAUUUAGACAUUUGGUUUCUGUAAAUUCAUUAAAGACACCAACAUAUUUUAUAUAACCAAACAAUACUCAUUUUUCAUGUUCUUACUGCUGAAAGAGUUGUGACUCCGCUCCUCUACGAUGCCACAUUUCUUACGUUUAUAACAGAGAUCAUACAUGAGUGUUAGAAUAAUUAUAGUGUUUUCUAUUUUUACCGUUUCCAGCAGCAGACCUUCUGGGAUUGUUACCAAACGAAUACAGACCAACAAUGAACUGGCUCAAGCUUGUGGACAAAUACAAAUGCUUUAUUCUCUGUUACAAAUAAAGUUCAGCUGGGGUCGCGAGAGUUUAUAGUCGACAAAUUGCCUUGAACCUGUGACACUGCAUCGCCAGCCAGGCCUUGUUUGUUUAACCAAUCACCGCCUUAAACUUUACAGCUUGCUGUCGGAUAUUACGCUCAAGAACAAAAGCACAACAGAAUGGGGGAUGUAUUUUGCUGUUGUAUCUGUGAGACUUUAAAAACAGUUAAUUGGAAGUCACAUGUAUGAUGGAAAAUGCACGCCAGAGGAAAUACCUGCAUGGGAGGAACCUGUAGUUUUGCAACCAUCCUUGGUAUUACUUGAAUAUGGACAUAUGAGCGGAGAAAAUCGGAUUUUAAUAUUCCCUUCUUUUGAUGGAUUCCCUUUUCAUUUUUUUAAUGACUUUUGUAGAUGUAUUUUCUCUACAGCUGUGAAACAUCUGAUGUGCUGUCCUGAAUAAAUAAUUUUAAGAGUG